Emericellopsis atlantica is the source of this 1491-nucleotide messenger RNA. RefSeq lists its product as uncharacterized. The transcript has a single exon. NCBI's taxonomy places the organism in Eukaryota, Fungi, Ascomycota, Sordariomycetes, Hypocreales, Bionectriaceae. The record is from RefSeq and is a predicted model, not a curated record. Gene Ontology annotation, molecular function: protein binding. The coding region runs from base 239 to 1387 and encodes 382 amino acids.
UCACAUACUCAUCAUCACCACUUCACUCAGUCAACCUUGCGACCUUGUUGAAUGCUCUUAUUGACAACCCCGUUUGGCUAUCACUCUUUUGUACUACAAGAUCUCCAGAGGCAAUCCUGCACCCCAGCUCUUAGAGAAAGCUCUCCAUCCCCUCGAGUCUCCUCGAGUCUCGCCCCAUCGCCGUCAUCAGCCUCAACGCCGUCAUUCACUGCACCUUGAUAGCUCGGCCAUCGACAGCAUGUGCUUUGGGAGUAAAGACGAGGUCCACGAGGAGCAGCAGCCUGCCCCUCGCCCGCUCCCUCGUCCAUCAUCGAUUGACAAGGGCGCCUCGUCGAAAAAGCAGCCUCCCAUGGCUCCCUACCAGGAUCCGCCAUCACCAACGACUGCUGGACCGUCAUCAUCGAUAUCGUAUCCCCCGCAGCAGCAGCAGCAGAACAGCUACGCACCACCCCCAGGACCGCCUCCCUCGAAAUCACAACCGUAUCAAGACCCCCCCUCAGGUGUAGCCACGUCUUCUCAACCACCACCACCACCGCCCACAGACCUGCCUCCAUCCUACGGUGACGCAAACCCUCAGCAUGACUGGGCCGCCGCGGUCCCCGACACAUCACUCUUCCCGCCGCCGCCGGCCAUCUUCUCCGGCUUUGAGCGCUCGCCGUCCUCCAACGCCAGCGAGGAGGAGGCCAUAGCCGGCGAAGUCUGGUGCGAGGACAACCCCAUGACCGCCCCCAUGAUGCUCGACGACGCGAGCAAGGGCGCCCUGCACUUCCACAACAUCCGUCUCAUGGAGCCCGCGGGCUUCAACGGCACCCUAGAGUGGAAGGGCCCCGGCGUGUGGAAGGCGACGACGCGCAAGAACAGCCCGGACCGAUGUCUCAUCAGCUACCCGCCCCUCUACUCCGUCCACGAGCACGGCCCCCUGCGGACGGGCGCCCCGAGGACAAUCUACUACGAGGUCCGCAUCCUCGCGGAUUCGCCCACGACCUAUGUCGGCCUGGGCUUCACGGCGCUGCCCUACCCGUCGUUCCGCAUGCCGGGCUGGCACCGGGGCUCGCUGGCCGUGCACGGCGACGACGGGCACAAGUACAUCAACGACCGCUGGGGCGGCAAGGCGUUCACGCAGCCGUUCACCCGGGGCGAGACGUACGGCAUCGGCAUGACCGUCAAGCCGGCCGAGGCGGGCCGGCUGCUGGUCGACGUCUUCUUUACGAGGAACGGGUCGCUGGCCGGUGGGUGGAACAUUCACGAGGAGACGGAUGCGGAGGAGGACCUGCCGGUGGAUGGGCUCGAGGGGCACCAUGAUCUCUGUGCCGCCGUGGGCGUCUACGACGGGGUGGGGAUCGAGGUCGUCUUUGCGCCCGAGAGGUGGAUGUACCGGGACCUGUAGAGAUGUGUGGUCUUGGAUUGGAUAUCUUGAAGCGAUGGGUUGCCUUAUACGCCGUAAUCAUGUCGAUAUACCCGUGGCAUCAAUUCUACGAGCUUUUCACCGCU